Glarea lozoyensis ATCC 20868 is the source of this 525-nucleotide messenger RNA. RefSeq lists its product as uncharacterized. NCBI's taxonomy places the organism in Eukaryota, Fungi, Ascomycota, Leotiomycetes, Helotiales, Helotiaceae. The transcript has 2 exons. The record is from RefSeq and is a predicted model, not a curated record. The coding region runs from base 1 to 525 and encodes 174 amino acids.
AUGGUGCCCGGCAAGAAGCGACUUUAUAUGGCUCUGUUUCCCAGUGGUGUAUCCAACAACGAGGAGAGGAAAUACCACUGGGCAUUCUUGACAGGACCAAAAUUAGAGCCUGGUUCCCAAAUUCCUGUUCCAGGCAGUCAAUACCAUGCCAAGAACCUUCCGACAGGAUGGAUAUAUGAGGAGAAGAAGCUGGAAGACAUUCGUACAAUGCCAAACUUGCUCGCAAGAAUUGUGAUUGCAAAAAUCAAAAAUGAACAACGACUUAACGGCCUUUUUCGAAAUAUUCCUAUCGUGAACGACAACCCCACUUGGAGAUGUCGAAGCUGGAUAGAAAACUCCUUGACGGAAAUGAUUAAGGAUGGCCAAGUCGUAGGUACGUCGCAACUCAAUUGGACGGUGAUUGAGGACUUCGCAAGGGAAUAUGUGCGUAUGAAAACCGACGCUGGUCGAUAUCAAACUCAGCAGGCUUUGGAAGGGCCGAGACCGACGUGGGAUCUUCUUGAGUCGAAGGAGAUUGUGACAUAG